Molecule: messenger RNA, 2166 nt
Organism: Diaporthe citri
Lineage: Eukaryota; Fungi; Ascomycota; Sordariomycetes; Diaporthales; Diaporthaceae
Exons: 4
Coding region: 1-2166 (721 amino acids)
Molecular function (GO): protein binding
Source: RefSeq, a predicted model, not a curated record
AUGACGUCCUCCUCGCUGUCUUACCUGGCGGUCCUCGCUUUGUUUGCCCAUCGGUCGUGGCAGCAACGAGAUCCAGUCCAAAACUUUUGUCGGCGGUUUGGACACCAGUCUACUGUCAUAGACGACAAACUAUAUCUGGAUGGAGGUCUGGUUAAUUGGAAUCCUAUUUCAACCAAUGCCCAGAACUACUCCAAUACUUGGCUGUCGUAUCAUGACCUGCAGAAGAAUGGCGCAAGUGGGAUGCCUCAACUGCACGCCAAUCUUUCCAAGAACGGCUCCAUUCCGGACGUCAAUGGCGGUGUCUUGUGGGGAGACGACGUGAACAAAGUGUUCUAUCUCUUCGGCGGGGAUUUCUACGGCACACCACCCACGCCCUUCAACCUCUACUCGUAUGACAUACUAAACGAUUCGUGGGAUAAUCUUGGCCCGCCGAGCCAGAGCGGAAUCAACCCAAUAUCGUAUGGCGCAGGCGUGGGCAUCUCGGAGCUUGGCCUAGGCUUCUACUAUGGCGGCUGGCUUUCCAAUAACUCAGUCCCCGGGUGGUCCGGCGCACCUAUGGCCACGACUGGCUUGGUCAAGUACGAUAUGGACCAGGGGUCAUGGACGAACAAUACGGGACCGGACUCGACGCGGAGGGCCGAGGGAACGAUGAAUUAUUUGCCAGCCUCGGACGGCGGGUUAUUGAUCUACUUUGGGGGAGUCCAGGAACUGGAGAACGGCACGACGACGGGUCAGCCGAUGGACGAGGUAUUUAUCUACGACAUUCUGAGCGGGCGGUGGUACACACAACAGACUUCGGGCACGACGCCGCAGAUGAGGAGCAGGUUUUGUUCCGGGGUGACGUGGGCGGAUGAUCAGUCGAGCUAUAAUAUAUAUCUGUAUGGUGGCGCUGGUAUGCCACCAGAUACUUCCGGCUUCGACGACGUGUAUAUACUAACGAUCCCCACAUUCACCUGGAUAAAACUUUACCCUAAUGAUGGCAACGUCACCGGCCAGUAUCCUCACCACAGUUUGAGCUGCAAUGUCGUCAACAAGGGACAGAUGCUCGUCAUCGGCGGUACCUUCCCGCUGAGUGACGAUUGCGACGCGGCACCUCAAUGGGGUGCACAUAACCUCGUCCUUGGUCAGCAGUCCGAUCCGGAUGCGAACCCGUGGCAGCUAUACUCGCCGAACCUGACGACAUACGCCGUCCCGGACGAGAUCGUCUCCGUAGUAGGCGGCCAGGCCACAGGAGGGGCGACGAGGACAGCCCCCUCCGGCGGCUUUGACAACCCGGACCUCGACGUCCUCAUGACCAAGAGGGCAUCCGUAGCAGCCAGGACCCCAACACGCUCCAUCCCCGGCGCAACGAGCAGCGCCUCGUCGUCGGGCGGCACGCACCUCAGCACGGGCGCGAUUGUGGGCAUAGCUGUCGGCGGCGGGGUAGCACUAAUCGCCCUGGUCGUCGGACUGUGUGUGUUCAUCCGGAGGCACCGGAGAUUCCGGUACGGUGCCACGGGAGGCCAACACGGCGGGCCCAAGUCCAGCGCAGGAGGCAGCAGCAGCCCAUACACCUUUGGGCCGGGUACCACGCCGUGGAGCCCGAACAGCGCCUACAGCGGCGCCGCCGCCGCCGGGGGCGCACAUACGCCUAGCAGCUACGGGGCUCCUCCGAGUCCUUUCGCGAGGAGGCCUAGCAACCUAAACGUCCAGCAGGGUCCCGCGGAGCUGGCGGCGCCCGUGCCGGACGGGCACGGGGACUACGAGAUAUCGUAUGCGGGUGGUGCUGGCGGGGGCAUCGGCCCGGCGGGGGAGUUCGGGGAGCAGCGGCGGUCGCUCAGGACGUCCCACCGGAGCGUGAGCUCGUCGGGGGUGGUUCCGCCGUACUACGGCGACCAGCCCAAGUUCGACGACUCGGGUCGGCCGUGGUACCCGCAGGUCAGCAGGAUGGACGACGGGCCGUUCCCGAGCCCGCGGUCGCUGUCUACCGGCCACAGCCCCAACGGCGGGUACAGCCCCGCGCAGGAGAUGAUGGACCAGCCGAGGUGGCCGCUGGGCGUGACGGGCCCGCCGCCGCCGCCGUCAUCGAGAGGCGGCGAGGCGGAUGCGGAGUGGGAUGGGGUCGACGGGAGGCCGCCGCGCGAGGGGAGGGGCAGUGGGAGGCAUGAGACGUUUUAUCAUCCCUAA